AUGAACUUCAGUUACCCUCCCAUAUUUCUAGAAAAUCUGGAAGAUGUCUGCAGUCGAGUAGCUGAACAACAAAUUUCUGAUGAAGAGCGAGAAACCAACAGGCACAUUCCUCCUCCUGGCCGUGAAAGACGUAGAGAUUUCGGCGUCCCUAUGUCCAUGGCCUCUCUAACGGCCCCACAUACGCUCCCAAGACUUCUGAAAAGGGAGACAUAUAAACGGAGAUUUCACAGCAUUACUUUCAACGGUGCCUUCAUUUCAUUCAUCCGCUGCUUUCAGAAGCACCGUCUCCUAUCCAUCCUUUCAUCCAUCCAUCCAUGUAGAAUGGACUUGUGGGAAAUCAUUCUCUUCUUCUGGGCUCCUAUUUCUCGGCACAUCGGUUAUUUCAAAGACCUCAACAUCAAUGUAGAGACUCUGAAAAGGAAAACGAAAAAGCUAAAACGCAAGCAUGAUGAAAUUCAAGCAGAAGUCGACAAUGCUAUACCAGUCGGAAAGAGACAGAAAGCCCUUGUGGAGAAUUGGCUCACGGAAAUCAGAUAUACAGAAAACCAAGUUGAUUCAAUAAGAUUGGAGCUGGCAUUACGGAGAAUAUGCACUGAUCACUCGUCUCGUUAUACAUUGGGAAAAAGGGUCGUUGAAAAGCUCGAAGACAUCAAAAAGCUCAACAAAAAACUCAAAGUAAAAGGGAUCUUCGAUAAGGUGGCUGAGAGCAGUCGACAUCCAAGGGUGUUGGAAAAGCAAACAUCACUACCACGAGGACAACAAAGCACGUCUGACCGAACCUUGGAGGAGAUAUGGCAAUGCUUACACGAGGAAGAGAAUGGAAUCAUAGGUAUUUGUGGGAUGGGUGGAAUAGGAAAAACCACUCUCAUGAAAGAAAUAAACAAUAGGUGCACCAAAACCCGUGACUUCGAUGUCGUGAUUUGGAUAACUGUGUCCAAGGAUCUUAACUUGGGAUUAAUCCAAGAGGAGAUUGGAAACAGAUUGGGUAUGAUAUUCGACGGAAACGAAGAUAAAGGAGACAAGCUGUUUACUCGGUUGAAGAAUCUUAGGUAUCUGAUCAUCUUAGAUGAUCUAUGGGAAUCAUUUAGCUUGGUUCAAGUUGGAAUUCCCAAGCCAGACAAGCAAAACAGAUGCAAGAUCGCAAUAACAUCCCGAUCCGUCACAGCGUGUAAUGCAAUGGGGGCUGAUAUGUCUAUUAAAGUCAGAGCUCUUACUACUGAGGAAGCGUGGAAUUUGUUCUGUGAAAGAUGUGGGAAUGUGGUUCUGUUAUCAGAGAUUCAACCAGUAGCAGAGAAGGUUGCAGCUGAGUGCAGCGGAUUACCACUUGCAAUAAAGACAGUGGGAGGGGCCAUGCGUGGCAAGGAUAAGAAAGAGGUAUGGAGGAAUGCAUUGAGGGCAUUGGAAGGAGCAUCACCUGAGGUUCCAGGAAACAUUUUUCUGAAUAACACUAUGAGAACAUCAUUAAUAUUUUACUUUGGAAGAGAUCCAUGUACGUUCGUGUGGUAUGUUGAAAAGCUCCCUCUCUUCAGCUCUAGCAUCCAUGAAAUAAAAGGAGAAAUAGAAGGCAAUCGAGAAUGGUGGGAAGGAUUAGAGUAGGAAGACGAGAAGGCCAAGUCCCCCUACACCAGAAUUUACAAGGGUCGCUGAUUUGCAAAUGAAGAAGCUUCCUCUCUCCUUAAUGUAGAAAAACGAGAGAUUUGCUGGAUAAUACCGCGACGAGAACAUGAAGCUCCAAAGUCUCCCGAGAUAUUCCCAUAUUGAGAAAUUGGUCUGUUAUUACUGUAUGAAUUAUUGCCUUUACAAGCAAUGGUGGACGUGGAUUGCGUGGUGUCACAAUCUCAGUCGUUUUGAUGACA
Messenger RNA from Magnolia sinica, 1856 nucleotides. RefSeq names its product probable disease resistance protein At1g52660. Lineage: Eukaryota; Viridiplantae; Streptophyta; Magnoliopsida; Magnoliales; Magnoliaceae. Gene Ontology annotation, molecular function: ADP binding. The transcript is spliced from 4 exons. The record is from RefSeq and is a predicted model, not a curated record. The coding region runs from base 1 to 1596 and encodes 531 amino acids.